Molecule: messenger RNA, 459 nt
Organism: Plasmodium gallinaceum
Lineage: Eukaryota; Apicomplexa; Aconoidasida; Haemosporida; Plasmodiidae
Product: p25-alpha family protein, putative
Exons: 2
Coding region: 1-459 (152 amino acids)
Biological process (GO): positive regulation of protein polymerization; microtubule bundle formation; microtubule polymerization
Cellular component (GO): microtubule
Molecular function (GO): tubulin binding
Source: RefSeq, a predicted model, not a curated record
AUGGAAAAUGCUUUUUAUAUAUAUACUAAAAAUGCGUCUGACAUGGACAGUAGAACUUUUGUAAAAAUUCUAAAGGAUUCAAAUCUGUUGAAUAAAAAAUUGACAACAGUUGAUGCUGAUCUUACAUUUGCAAGAGUCAAAACUAAAGGUGCUAAGAGAAUUAAUUACAAUCAAUUUGUUGAAGCAAUUAGAAGCUUAGUAGAUAAACACAGUUUAGACUAUGAUAAAUUUGUAGAACAAUUAUGUAGCGAAGCUUCAAAUGGACCUAUUUUAUAUGGUACAAAAACUGAUCAUGUAAGAUUCUUCGAUGAUAAAUCAACUUAUACCGGUGUUCAUAAACAAGGAGGUCCUACAAUAGUUGAUAAAAAUAGAACUAAAUUUUCUGAUUUAUCUGAAAUUGUUGAUCGUUCUGAAUUUAAUACUAGAGGAGUUAAUGUUAGUGUUGCUAAGAAUGUUUAA